GAGUCGACACCCAUCCCAUCUCGUCACCUUGUUCGAGGGCCUCGAAACCUGCUUAAGCUUUCUUGCUUCGAUCUCUGAGACCCUCGUCGGUUCCACGGGGAUAACUAGUCACGUCCGGCGGCGCCAUUCCAGGUAACCGGACCACGAGAGCACUCGCCACCAACCACAUUUUUCAGCCCAUCCCUUGAAGUUUGCGUCUAAGACAACGUCCGCAAAGUUGUACCCCCUCGGGACUUUAACCAAUGUCGUUAAGGUCGCCGAGGUCGCCCCAUAACAGGGGCUUCCUCCCCAUCACAGGCGAGUCGACGGCGACCGAGAUGCAGGAUAUCCCCCUCCGCACCAUCAAGUCCAAUGCAAGCUCAACCGGCUCCCGAAGAGUCAACACCGAGCGCAUGGAUGAGAAACAUGCCCUCUUCGACAAGGCCGUCGGUGGUCCAGCGGGCAGGAGGCGCAUCCGGAACGACCUGCAGCGCUCCGGCUCGUCUGGCUCGUCUGAGGAUGCCUCACUUAACGCCUUGGGCCGUUUCUACCAGAAGGUCGUCGGCUUCUCCGCCAUCAUGCGCUAUCUCGUCUACAUCAUCCCCGUCGCCCUUCUGCUUGCCGUCCCCAUCAUCGUCCUCCCACUUACAGGAGACAAGGACCGCAUCAGACUGGGUAGCGGACAGCGCCACAGCCUGUUCCUGCUGUUUCUAUGGAUUGAGAUCUCAUGGCUCACCCUCUGGGCGGGGAAGCUGGUCGCCCACACCCUGCCGUACGUCUUCAUGUUCCUGAGCGGUGUCGUCAGUUCAGGCACGAAAAAGUAUGCCACCGUGAUACGCGCCCUCGAAAUCCCGCUUUCGCUCUUCUUCUGGGGUCUCGCGUCAUGGCUCUCCUUCAAGUUUAUGUGGGAUGGCGCCGACAGACAGUGGUCAACCGUCAUUGUGCGCAUCCUGCUGUCGCUCUUCAUCUCGUCCGCGGUCCUCCUAGGAGAAAAGUUUCUGGUGCAGCUCAUUAGUAUCAGUUACCACCAGCGAUCUUUUGCGAACCGCAUCCAGGACUCCAAGCGCGACAUCUUCCUCCUGGGUCUCAUGUACGAAGCUUCCCGGACCCUCUUCCCCAUGUACUGCCCCGAGUUCGCCGACGAGGACCUCAUCAUCGCCGACAGCAUCGAGGUCAUGCUUGCCCGUGCCAAGGGCAACGGCAAGCAGGGCCCUGCUGCAAUGAGGAUCGUUGGCGAUGUCGGCCGUUUUGGUGGCAAGAUCACGUCUGUGUUCGGCAACAUCGCCUCUGAGAUUACGGGAAAGCAAGUCUUCAACCCUAAUUCCGCCCACUCCGUCGUGCUCGAAGCACUGGAGAGGGUCCGCAGUUCUGAGGCUAUGGCUCGUCGUCUCUGGAUGUCAUUUGUCGUCGAAGGUCAAGACGCGCUCUCACUGGACGACAUUAUCGAGGUCAUGGGCCCCGCCCACCGCGAAGAAGCUACAGAGUGUUUCAACGCCAUUGAUGCCGACCAGAAUGGUGAUAUCAGUCUGGACGAGAUGAUCCGCAAGAUUGUCGAGAUCGGGAAGGAGCGGAAGGCCAUUGGGCACAGCAUGAAGGAUAUUGGCCAGGCGCUCGCCGUUUUCGACAGGGUCCUUCUCUUCGUCGUGUUGAUCAUCGUCAUUAUCAUUUUCCUGAUCGUCUUCCAGAGCAGCUUCGUUACCACCCUUGCUACGGCUGGCACCACGCUUCUCUCACUGUCCUUCGUCUUCGCCGUCACGACGCAAGAGUUCUUGGGUUCCUGCAUCUUCCUCUUUGUCAAGCAUCCGUAUGAUGUCGGCGACCGUGUGGAUAUCACCGGCCCGGAGAAGGAGCAGUUGAUCGUUGAGAGGAUCUCUCUCCUCUACACCGUAUUUACCCGUAUCGACAAGAUGCAGGUCGUCCAGGUUCCCAACAUCGUGCUGAAUAACGCUUGGGUCGAGAACGUGACACGAAGCAAAGCCAUGAAGGAGGUCAUUGAUGUCAAUGUUGCCUUUGACACGUCGUUCGAGGAUAUUGAGCUGCUGCGCGUCGAAUUGGAGCAGUUUGUGCAGUCACCAGACAACAGCCGGGACUUCCAGCCCGACAUCGCCAUUGGUGUCGGCGGCGUUGGCGACUGCGACAAACUCACACUCAAGAUCGCCAUCAAGCACAAGUCCAACUGGCACAACGACGCCGUCCGAGCCACGCGCCGCUCCAAAUUCAUGUGUGCUCUCACUAUGGCCCUCAGGCGCGUGCCAAUCAACGGUCCGGGAGGUGGUGGUGAUGCCCUCGGCGGACCUGCCAACCCAACAUACAGCGUCGCCGUCACGGAUACCUUCGCCACCGAUGCCCGUGCCAAGUCCGAGAAGGACAAGGAGGCUAAGAAGCUAGCGAACCAGACGGCCGAGGAGGCUGCCAAUGCCAAUGCUGAUCCGACCGAGAAACGAGCAGCUGAUAACAUUAACACAUCCAACCCCGUGGUCGAAGCGCUCGACGACUGGGGGUACGAAAACACGCUCGCCAGCCGUGAUCCCUCAGCCGACCGCCCCGCGAACGCCGGUGCGGCGGCCACCGUAUCCCGCUCCGAUACUGUCGGCGGUGUGAGCGCUCGCGAAUCCCAGCGCGGGCGCCGCAGGGCCGGCGACACGCUCCCUCCGCAUUCAAUGGGUGAUGAUCCCAACAUGCCGGCUGUCCAUCUGACGCGGACGUCCACAUCCACCCGCCCAGACAACCAGUCGUUUGACGUCGAGAGACAGGCGGGCAUCCCACCCCCGGCGGGGUCGCCGUACAACACCUGGUCCGCGUACAACGCGCAGGCGCCCAGCCCAAUGCCCAGUGACGCCGGUGCCCCCCAUCCGCAGGGCGUAUACGGGAGCCCUCCCCCACCUACCGGAGCCCCCACGCAUCUGGCUGUCCAACAGCCGGGAGCGCAGCCCCAAGGCACGACGUCCGGGAGGACACUGGUUGGCGCGAGGCCAAGAGGGUCGAGUGUGAGCCAGCCCCAAGGGCAGCCUGGGCCUUCAGGACCCCCGGGUAGGAUCUGAAGGUAUAUUGAAGAGACGGAAAGCAUCUACCCAAAAGGAUGAUUGAGAGGCCAGUUAGGGCCAGGUGCCGAUCUUAUUAAUGAUGGGAAUGAGAAUGGGAACAUCCGAACUGAAUUUAGUGCGCGGUUUAUGGAGUGAUCGUUUGGGUUUCUAAAAGACAACUAAUGGAGUUGGGUGCUUAGAAGUUUGGAGAUUCUGUUACAGAUUUUGGUGAAGAGGUUUGGGGGUUUGGGGAACA
Molecule: messenger RNA, 3258 nt
Organism: Chaetomium fimeti
Lineage: Eukaryota; Fungi; Ascomycota; Sordariomycetes; Sordariales; Chaetomiaceae
Product: Mechanosensitive ion channel-domain-containing protein
Exons: 3
Coding region: 243-3020 (925 amino acids)
Biological process (GO): intracellular calcium ion homeostasis; calcium ion transmembrane transport
Cellular component (GO): membrane
Molecular function (GO): calcium ion binding; calcium channel activity
Source: RefSeq, a predicted model, not a curated record